This is a messenger RNA of Desarmillaria tabescens, 887 nucleotides long. Its product is annotated as carbohydrate esterase family 16 protein. Gene Ontology annotation, molecular function: hydrolase activity, acting on ester bonds. The record is from RefSeq and is a predicted model, not a curated record. NCBI's taxonomy places the organism in Eukaryota, Fungi, Basidiomycota, Agaricomycetes, Agaricales, Physalacriaceae. The transcript has 6 exons. The annotation marks the transcript as partial.
AAAAGUGAGCAGAGUGAAUAGCCAAACUGCGCACCAAAAUUCCAUGUAUUCCUCUCUCUCGCUUAUCCUUGCCUCCCUUGCCUCCCUGGCAGCGGGUGUCCAGCUAGUCAUCGAACCUUCUUGCGGGGCCCUCUUCGGUACUGUCGCUGACAUCAACGCCGGCCUUGGAUCAUUGAGUUCAUACAGCACUAUCGUCGCGUUUGGGGAUGGAUACACCGAUGGUGGAAAGGAGGAUGGUUCGCCCCUCGACCCGGCCGUCCAAGAUCUCCCAGACCCUAAGGCUGGAGGUCGGUUAUCCAAUGGUCCACUUUGGGUGGAGAACUUGGCAUCUGAUGUUAACGCGACGCUCAAGGAUUACGCCGUUACCGCAACCGUUGUUGAUCAUACACAAUACCCCUCGUUCAAGUUCUCAGAUACGAGAGACUUUGUAUAUCAAAACAACUACGUCAUCUCCUCGCGCAAUAAGCCCACUUCCGACGAUACCUUGUAUAUUGUCUUCGUUGGGAUGGAGGACUUUAUCCGUGCUGAUCAUCGUAUAGCUUCAACUUUCCCCGGCAUAGCCAGCGACGUCAUAUAUGAAUUGCUUUUGACGACAGACUCGCCCUUAUUUGCCAAGAACAUUCUCGUCGUAGACAACUACGGCCGAGGAAACGUGACUUCGUAUGGCAACGAAUACAAGCAGAGCGUCUUUGACGGUCUAGGGACGUUGUACUCCAAGCGAGGAGCGAACGUUGGCUUCGUCGACCUUGGGAAUCUCUGGGCUGCAGUACUCGGCACAAACCCCGGUUAUGAAGCAUUUGGGUAUGUGAGUGCCGGAGCGUGUACUGUCAAUGACACGACUACGGUGGGUCAAUGCGACAACCCCGAUGAGACGUUUUACUAUAUUC